Molecule: messenger RNA, 1191 nt
Organism: Clonostachys rhizophaga
Lineage: Eukaryota; Fungi; Ascomycota; Sordariomycetes; Hypocreales; Bionectriaceae
Source: the annotation of a GenBank genome assembly
AUGAAGGCUGGCCUAGCCCUCUCGACCCUCCUCCUCCCCUUUGGAGCCUAUGCUUGCGGCGGUCAUGGCGAAGUGAGAGAAUGGAGCCAAGAAGAAAUCGACGUGCUCGAGGAGAAAUGGGGAACAGACUGGUCGUUCUCCGGCAUCUCAACAUUUGCACAUCUCCCUCACGUGCGAUGCCUCACCACCCCCAGCGAAGUCUAUGAUGUCGCCAUCCUCGGCGCCCCCUUCGACACAGCUGUAUCCUACCGGCCCGGCGCGCGUUUUGGCCCCCGCGCCAUCCGUGCUGCCUCCGCCCGCCAGACCAGCUUCCGCGGCUUCAACGCCCGCGCCAACAUCAACCCCUACGCCUCGUGGGCCAAGAUCAUCGACUGCGGCGACAUCCCCGUCGUCCCCAUGGACAACGCCCUCGCCCUGGAGCAGAUGACCAUCGCCUUCACCGAGCUGGGCCAGCGCCCCGCCGUCUCCCCCGUCCUCAACAAGCCCAAGCUCAUCACCCUCGGCGGCGACCACAGCCUCGCCCUCGCCGCCCUCCGCGCCCUCAAGGAGUCGUACGGCGCGCCUCUCCGCGUCGUCCACUUCGACGCCCACCUCGACACCUGGCACCCGGCCAAGUACCCCUCCGCCUGGUCCAGCAAGCAGACGCACUUCAACCACGGCAGCAUGUUCUGGCUCGCCGGCCAGGAGGGGCUCAUCGCCAACUCCUCGUCUCAGCCCUCCCUGCACGCCGGCCUCCGCUCGAGGCUGUCCGGCAGCGAGUACCCCAACUCGGACUACCUCGAUGACGACGCCCAGAACUGGGUGCGCAUUGCCGCCGAUGAGAUUGACGAGAUUGGGCCCAGUGCCGUUGCUGCGCGCAUCAUGAAGACUAUCGGUACCGAGGAUCCCGUCUACCUCAGCGUGGAUAUUGAUGUCUUGGAUCCCGCUUUUGCCCCUGGUACUGGCACCCCUGAGCCUGGUGGCUGGACGACCCGAGAGUUCAUCCGCAUUCUGCGGGGAAUCGAGGGUCUGAAUGUCGUCGGUGCCGAUAUAGUUGAAGUCUCGCCUAGCUACGAUGGGAGGGGCGAAGAGACAGCUUUGGCUGGAGCCCAAGUAGCCUACGAGAUCCUGACCAGCAUUAUCAAGAAGGGUUUGGAGAAGCCGGCCAAGGUUGACGAGGCCAAGACCAAUGAGGCAAAGGACGAACUGUAA